Molecule: messenger RNA, 2886 nt
Organism: Hansenula anomala
Lineage: Eukaryota; Fungi; Ascomycota; Saccharomycetes; Phaffomycetales; Wickerhamomycetaceae
Exons: 4
Coding region: 1-2886 (961 amino acids)
Biological process (GO): isoprenoid biosynthetic process
Source: RefSeq, a predicted model, not a curated record
AUGCCUCAGGCACCCACUGCAACUCAGGAGUCCACCCAUGCCAAAAGAGCUAGAUUGGAUUCUACAAUAUCGUUAAAUCAACCUCCAACUUCAACUCCAACAAACACCAACUCAACAACUACAAACACUGAUCAAGUCAACUCUGUUAUCUCUGCUGGUCCGUCUACUCCAUCUGCUACAGCUCAUAUUCAUCAUCAUCACCAUCAUCCUAUCCCUCAUUCCACAACUGCUUCAAAUGACUCUACCGAAGAUGGCAAAUUAGAUAUACCCCCAUUAUCAUUUGAAACUAGUCAAAACUCAUUCAUAUCCACUCCAACUGCAUGUCCCUCUUUAGAAGAAGACCAUCAUCAUCAUCACAUUAUUGAAAAGAAAGUUCAAGUUGUUGUGCCACCAUCAACUACUACCACAGCAUCAUCAUCAACAAAUCAAAAAAGAAAACAUAAACCAUCAUCUUCCAAAAUACGUAAAUAUAGAUCAAGAUCAUUACCAAACAUUUUAUUCUCAUCUAAAAACUUGGAUUUCUUCCAAUCCAAAAUCAAGGAUCCAUCAACUACAAACAUAUUCUCCACAACUACAUCAACAACAUCAACUCCACCAGCACCUUUACCACCAGUAAAUAUUCAAUCAUUACGUGAAAUCGACCUGGCUGAAAUUUUGAAAAACCCUCAACUAAGACAUGAUAUUUUAUUUGACCCACAAUUACAAUUCAGACCAAAUCUUGAUGGUGAAAGAGGUCGUCGUAAAAAAGUCACUUAUGAUAAAUAUUGGUCAGGAGUUCAAUUAGAAAUUGAAGAAUAUUAUCAAAAUCAACAUGUUUUUUCUAAAAAUUCAUCAAGGUUACCAAAUCUGUUUCAAACACUAAGAGAUAUUUUGAUUUCAUUAUUACCUUCUAAAGAUAAACAAACGGUUAUUGAUGUUUUAGAUAUUGAACUAAUCAUGCAACAAUUAUCAAACCAUUCAUUAGAUUUCGUUAAGCUGGCUAAUUGGUUAUCAUCUAUUUUCAAAUCACAUUGUGCACCAAUGAGGGAUUCUUGGGUUGAUGAAAUGUUGACGAAAUUUGUCGAAGCUGAUGAAUCAAAAUCUGUUUUAAAAUUAGUUGAAGGUUUAAGAAUGAUUUUCACAAUCUUGGAAGCUAUGAAAUUAGAUGUUGCAAACCAUCAAAUUAGAAUCUUAAGACCUGUCCUAGUGGAGACUGCUGUGGAAUUUGAAAGAGAUUAUUUCUUACAAAUGAUUGCUCGUUGUAAAUUAGAUAUAUCAGAUUCUGUUAAAUGGUUCCAACAGUUCAACAAUAGUGAAACCACACCAAGAAUCAUUACAACACAAGCAAUAUUAUCAUUAUUAUCAUGUUCCAAAAUGGUUAGUGAAUUCCCAUCAUCAUUAGCAUUUGAUCACGCAAGAUUAAUUGUCCUUAGAGCAAAUGUUCGUCAAGUUGUUUGUUUACAACUAUGCAUUGCCCUUUUCAAACAACUUUGCCAUCAAUCUAAUAAUAAUCAAUUAAUCACAAAUGAAUCAAUAGAAUCACUCAAGAAGGAAAUCUUGGCUUUAAUCACUGAUGAAAAUGGUAAUGUCAAAUGGACAAGAAAUAUAGGUGCAAUCGCCUUACAAAUAUCUAGACGUUCAAAUCCUUUAAUGAUUAUACCUAAUGAAAAAACUGUGGAAUUUGCAUUUUCUUGGUUGAUUAAACAAACUCAACCUUCUUCACAAGUUUAUUCAUUAAUGGAACAACGAGUCUUCAAUAUUAUUAAAGAGAAAGUUGUUGAUUUAGAACAUGAAAAAUUAAACAAUGUCAUGCCUGUUAGUGGGAAUGGUAAUGUUGCUGUUGCUAGUGCUACUACUACCACUACCACUACUAAUGAAGAGGAUGAUAUUGGUUCUAUUGCUUCAAGAAUUUCAUUAUUGGCCAAAAUUUCAUUACAAAGAGCUAAUAAAAGAUCAAUUGAAAUGGAAAGUAAUAUAGAGGAAAUAAUCAAGACUCCACAAUGGUCAGAUCAGAAGGAAAACCUCAUCACAGCUCCAUAUGAUUAUUUAACAACAACCCCAGGAAAACAUCUACGUACUCUAUUGAUCCAAUUAUUCAAUACAAUAUACAAAGUACCACCUAUACAGAUUGAGCAGAUAUCCAAAGUGAUUGAAAUACUACAUACUUCGUCCUUAUUGAUUGAUGAUAUUGAAGAUGAUUCAAAUUUAAGACGUGGUAAACCAACUGCACAUUUGAUAUUUGGGAUUCCCUACACUAUUAACUCAUCAAAUUAUAUGUAUUUUAAGGCAUUGAAUUGUUUAUUACAACUGGACCCCAAGUUGGUUGAUGUUUUCAAUGAAGAAAUGUUGAAUUUACAUAGAGGUCAAAGUCUUGAUUUAUAUUGGAGAGAAAAUUUAAGCUGUCCUAGUGAGGAAGAGUACAUUAAUAUGGUUAUGAAUAAAACUGGUGGGUUGUUUAGAUUAUCUGUUAGAAUGAUGGAACAUUUUAGUCAAGAAGAGACCAAGAUCUCUUUGAUACCAUUGGCUAACCUAUUGGGAAUAAUAUAUCAAAUUAAAGAUGAUUAUAAGAAUUUGAAGAAUGAUGAAUUACAAUUAAAUAAAGGAUUUUGUGAAGAUAUAAGUGAAGGGAAAUUAUCAUUCCCCAUAGUACAUUCCUUAAAUAAGAACCCUAUGGAUCAAACAUUGUUAGGGAUCUUGAAACAAAGAACACAUAAUGAUGAUAUAAAGAAGUUUGCAUUGAGUUAUUUAGAAAAGACUGAUAGUUUUGGAUAUACCGAAAGAAGUUUGAAAUAUUUGGGGGAUAAAGCUAUUAAUUUGAUUCGAGAAAUCAUGAUUAAAACAGGAGAGAAUUCAGAUGGAUUCAAAAACAUCGAGAAUCUAGUUUUAAAGUUAAUAGAGACGAAAUGA